AUGUGGAUUGCACAACAAGACAGACUUCCCACCCGAUCCCGGCUGCAAUCCUGGCAAUUACAAAUCUCCCCGUUAUGUUGCCUCUGCUCAUCCUCCGUGGAAACGAGGGACCAUCUCCUUCUCUCCUGCUGUUUUAGCUCCGGAAUUUGGUUGUUGGUUCAGCUCAGGUUAUCACUGCCUCCAGUCGUUUUCAGGAACUGGGAAAGUUUGCUCGCAUGGAUCAGAUUAAGCACUGCCUCUUCUCCGUCUCUGCUAAGGAAGAUCGCUGCCCAAGCCACAAUCUAUGUCGUCUGGAAGCAGAGGAACAACAUGUUGCAUAAUCUCCAAGCCGUGCCACCUACAACUAUCUUCAAACAGGUUGACCGCAAAAUCAUCAACACAACAAUUGCCAGGAGACACCGCAACAAUUUUAGGAACCUUUUUAGCCUUUGGGUCAGAUAA
Messenger RNA from Camelina sativa (false flax), 441 nucleotides. RefSeq lists its product as uncharacterized. The record is from RefSeq and is a predicted model, not a curated record. Lineage: Eukaryota; Viridiplantae; Streptophyta; Magnoliopsida; Brassicales; Brassicaceae.